Messenger RNA from Oncorhynchus keta (chum salmon), 1641 nucleotides. RefSeq names its product olfactory receptor 11A1-like. The record is from RefSeq and is a predicted model, not a curated record. The coding region runs from base 311 to 1243 and encodes 310 amino acids. The transcript has a single exon. Gene Ontology annotation, biological process: G protein-coupled receptor signaling pathway. Gene Ontology annotation, molecular function: G protein-coupled receptor activity; olfactory receptor activity. Gene Ontology annotation, cellular component: membrane. NCBI's taxonomy places the organism in Eukaryota, Metazoa, Chordata, Actinopteri, Salmoniformes, Salmonidae.
AGCAGUCUUCAUUUUGGAUUUAGAAUACAUGUAUCAUUUUGCAUUUGAAUGUAAUAAGUUACAUGAGUACAGCAUACAAAGUAAAAUAUUCUUUGAAUUAUAUUUUCUUGAGAAUGAAAAGCAUUCUAUAUUGGUGAGUAUACUGUAUAUGUGGGGAAAUCUAUUACUGAAUCAACAAGUCAAGGAAUUAUCCAUUUAGGCUAUCUGUUCUUUGUGAUUUCAUCAAUUUAACUUAUAUGAAAGCUACAGUAGGAGGAUUUGCUCAUCUUCUUCAAACAUUGACAGCACAUCUUUACCAACUCCCAGGACCAUGGAAAACUCUACUCACUUUAAGGUCUUCAGGCUUGCUGCAUACGGUGAUAUCGGACAAUUGAAGUAUUGCUACUUUGCUGUAGUAACUGUUUUAUAUUUUGCCAUCAUUCUUGCCAAUGCUUUGCUUAUUGGAGUUAUCUGCAUUGAAAGAAGCCUUCAUGAACCCAUGUAUCUGUUUCUAUGUGCUUUGUUUGUUAAUCAGUUGUAUGGGAGCACUGCGUUGUUUCCUGCUCUCAUGUUUUACUUGCUGUCUGACACACAUUAUAUUUCCCUUCUUUAUUGUUAUCUCCAGAUUUAUGUGUUGUACACAUAUGCUCUAACAGAAUUUAGUAAUUUAGCAGUUAUGUCCUAUGACAGGUACAUCUCUAUUUGUUAUCCUCUACAGUAUAACAAUAUUAUGACACCUAAAAUAAUUUGUGGCUUAAUUCUGCUGUCGUGCUCGUCUUCUUUUUUUCUCAACGCCAUCAAUAUCUCCCUGAGUUUGCGACUGCAAUUUUGUGGUAAUGUUCUAGACAGACUGUAUUGUGACAACUACUCAGUAGUCAAGCUUGCCUGUUCAAAUACUACGCUGAAUAACAUAUGGGGUCUUCUUGUCACUGUGGUUUAUCUUUAUUGUACUAUAUUUCCUACCAUAUACUCAUAUGUAAGAAUUCUACAAAUAUGUUUAAAGUCUUCAAAAGAGACAAAACAGAAAGCAUUUAACACCUGUACACCACAUAUAGCCUCUAUGCUGAACUUCUUCUUUGGCUGGUUAUUUGUGAUUCUACAAGGCAGGUAUGAAACUGCAGAUCUUCCACCUAUACUUCGCACUAUUUUAUUCGUUUAUUUUCUAAUAUGUCCACCACUUUUCAAUCCUUUAAUGUAUGGCAUUAGGAUGGUUCAAAUCAGGCAGGCUUGUAAAAGGGUACUAGGCCUUUACCCUAAAACAUAACCUGAUAGUUCCUUUUUCUCAUGUUGAAUAAUGUUCUCUUACUUAUAGUUGCUAUAAUUGAAUGUAAAAAUCACAUCAAGUUUAUCAUGUAUUGUAACUGAGAAUGUUUUGUGUCAUAUUAGCUAGUUAACUGCAUAACUACAGAGCAUCAAGGGGAGCUACCCUCCCUACCUUCAGACUAUAUUCAAACAGAUGCUGAGUGGGAUCUUUGGGAAGACCCUACACCCCAACCCAUUCUGCCAGAUCUGGACUCUUGGCCCACCUAACUUCAGGACAGCUGUGUCCCUGCCCAUCUUCCUAAAAUGUUUGUCAUCUUGAAUUGUUUCAGUUUUCAAGUUAAUUUCCUGCAGUUCUACACAUUUUGCCAUGAGGCAGAAAUAAAGGGAAUCUCUCACAAA